AUGGGGAAGGGAAAUAGCAAAUUAAAGGGUUCUCAAAUUAGAGAACUAGCUGAACAAACUUAUUUUACCGAAAAAGAAAUAAAGCAGUGGUACAAGGGAUUCGUACGGGACUGUCCUAAUGGAAUGCUCACAGAAGCAGGAUUCCAAAAAAUUUACAAGCAAUUUUUUCCACAAGGCGAUCCCUCCGACUUUGCUUCGUUUGUUUUCAAGGUGUUUGAUGAAAACAAGGAUGGAGCCAUUGAAUUCCACGAGUUCAUUCGUGCUUUGUCAAUCACAUCACGCGGAAACUUGGAUGAGAAACUUCAUUGGGCCUUCAAACUUUACGAUUUGGAUCAGGAUGGGUUUAUCACGCGGAACGAAAUGCUGUCAAUAGUAGACUCCAUCUAUAAAAUGGUCGGAACCAGUGUACAGCUUCCUGAAGAAGAGAACACGCCGGAAAAAAGAGUUGAUCGCAUUUUUAGAAUGAUGGACAAGAAUAACGACGCUCAAUUGACACUCGAGGAAUUCAAAGAGGGCGCGAAGGCAGAUCCUUCUAUCGUCCACGCUCUUUCACUGUAUGAGGGUCUCUCCACUUGA
Molecule: messenger RNA, 576 nt
Organism: Caenorhabditis briggsae
Lineage: Eukaryota; Metazoa; Nematoda; Chromadorea; Rhabditida; Rhabditidae
Gene: Cbr-ncs-1
Product: Protein CBR-NCS-1
Exons: 6
Coding region: 1-576 (191 amino acids)
Molecular function (GO): calcium ion binding; calcium sensitive guanylate cyclase activator activity
Source: RefSeq, a predicted model, not a curated record